AUGAAGCCAGUGACACCAAUAUCAGAACUUAAGUGCGAGGAAUAUAUAGGCGAAAUUGCGGGUACGUCUUUCGUAAUGACUCUGCCUGGUUCAUCGAACGUGCGCAAGGUGAUUAAUAAUUGCGAGAGUACGAAUCGUUUGGUGGUUGGUGGUACCGAGGCGCGAGUUGAUGAGUUCCCUCACAUGGUCGCCCUGGGCAAACGUAAUGCCAACGAGUUCGUCUUGAUGUGCGGUGGCACGCUAAUUUCACAUAACUGGGUGAUUUCCGCUGCUCAUUGUACUCAUGGAACAGACGGCGGUGUAACUGAUGCAAGAAUAGGCUUCCACAGCUUGACAGACCAAAAAGGCAUCACAAUUGUCAUUAAAGAUAUAAAAACUCAUCCGGAUUACAAACCACCUGCGAUGUAUGCGGACAUUGCUCUGAUACAGCUUAUGACCCCUGUUACUUUUAACACAUCUGUACGACCCGCGUGUCUUUAUCAGCCUUUUGACUCCGUGCCCACACAGGCUUGGGUGAGCGGCUGGGGUGUUACCGAAUACAGUGGAGAGGUGAGCGAUCGAUUACAAAAGGCUAAGCUGGAUCUGGUAGACAAUCUAUCGUGUACAGUACGGUAUAACAAUUCCACAGAAAUUCCGUACGGUAUCACACUAAGUAUGAUUUGUGCUGGCGGCAUUAAGGACACUUGCCAAGGAGAUUCCGGUGGUCCUCUGCAAAUAGUCCAUCCUAAGAGUGAAUGCCUCUUCCAACUGAUUGGUAUCACCAGUUUUGGUCCGGGUUGUGGGAUACUCGAUAUACCCAGUGUUUAUACUAGGGUGUCCCAUUAUCUUUCGUGGAUCGAAAAUAUUGUCUGGCCACAAGAAUAA
Messenger RNA from Mycetomoellerius zeteki, 864 nucleotides. RefSeq names its product serine protease snake. Gene Ontology annotation, biological process: proteolysis. The record is from RefSeq and is a predicted model, not a curated record. Lineage: Eukaryota; Metazoa; Arthropoda; Insecta; Hymenoptera; Formicidae. Gene Ontology annotation, molecular function: serine-type endopeptidase activity. The transcript has 4 exons. The coding region runs from base 1 to 864 and encodes 287 amino acids.